This is a messenger RNA of Acanthoscelides obtectus, 2122 nucleotides long. The record is from the annotation of a GenBank genome assembly. NCBI's taxonomy places the organism in Eukaryota, Metazoa, Arthropoda, Insecta, Coleoptera, Chrysomelidae.
GCUUAGCCUAUUUUUCAAAAAGGAAGAUGAUUUAUGACAAUCACAUAGCCUUGAUUGUGUACAUCACCAUGACAAAAUUAAUGUAAAAUCAGUUGUUUCACGUUUCAAUCCCAUCACAUCUGGUGAACAUCUCAACACCAUCAUGGCCUUAAAACACAACAAAAUUUCCCGUGAAAUAUCUCGACAAGUCAACAGAUAUUUAACCGUCAAGUCAGAUGCAUCAAUCAAACCCGAACCACAAAAUAUUCAAAAUGACUCAAACUUGCGAUACGCUCUAUCCAACAUCGAAAAACCCAACUUACCGCAGAUCGAAUUUGCCAAAGAUUUUGACGAAGUACCUGAAAAAAUGAAGCAUUUACAACCAUCGAUGCUUCCCAGUUUUAUAGAUCUCCAGCAAACAUCGGAGCGGGUAGUUGACAAGUGGGCAGACAGUUUCGUAAAAAGAAAUAUGCAGCCUCCAUUCCCAGAACCACUUAAAGAAAUACCUGUAUCGAGGCAACCUGAGAUCAGAGAGCCUGGAAUACGUCUCACGUUGAAACCUAACAAGUUUGGAUACACCAGAAAGUGAAUGAAAACGACGAUCUUCUAUAACUCAAUUGUGUGUGUGCAAAAGCUACAUUAGCGAUUGGGUUGCGUAAUGUGUAAUUUCGUUAGGGAAGUCAGUCUCCGCACAAGAAACUUCCACACAACUACGCAUAAGUCUCCAUUCAAGACGAUAGCCAGGCUGUUUGCUUCGCAGCAUAAUAGUAAAUGUGGAAAAAAGGACGAAUGUGAACCAAAGCCGAAGAAAUGUAAGAAAAACCUAGAGUGCCCCAACUUUGUAAUGGAAAACUGCCCCCCCGCACAUUUUAGGAUUGGCUGCAAACGAGAAUACGAAGAGCCGGAGUGCAAGAAAGUAAACGCGCCAUACAAGAGCUACAGCGAGCUGUGUGCCCAACGGCUACCAGAUGACCCAUCCGAAUGCAUGCAAUGCCCUUGGCAGAGGUGCGGUGGAGUAGAUGAUAUCAAACCACCCAAGAGGAAGUACCACACUACUACGCUUGCACAAACUCUGAACUCUAGCCAGGCUGCACCUGAAUUCUUUUACGACUGCGAUGCCAAAAAGAAACCUUGUCGCCCCCCACCACCAAAAUGCAAAAAGGACCCUUGCCAGAAGGAGCCGUGCCCCGAAGAGAAAAGGCGCUGCCCGAAUCCUUGCGGCCUUGGAAACACCUCGUAUAACAGGAAGAAGUGUUCCAAUUGGACGGCCGCCUUCCGCCUGUGGAGUGACAAGGAAAACAUCCUGGCUAACAAGGAGUGGCUGGACAUGCAGGUGAUGCCUAUCGUUGAGAAGAUGAACAAGGACCAAGGAAUGCUUUGCAAAAAGGGAAAAAAGAAGCAACGACCUGACCAAGGCCAUCCUCCACCAUGUCCAGAAAAACCCGUAAACCCAGGCGAAACUUGCAAAAAAGAACAACCAAAACUGCCUUACAGGAAAGAGCGCGACUUCAAGAAAUCCUACUACAAGAGGCCUGAUGAACCUUAUUCUGAUUUUCAUGAUUACUAGAGAAAAUAAUGCACGCCGAUGUUUUGGAUUGUUACUUUGGUAGCCAAUGAGUCAAAAGUAUGCAUAAAAACUAUACAAUCUUGGCGACAAACAAUGCAAUGUAAACAUCUGGCUUGGAUCCUUCUAAUCUAUUCGAAUUCGUUGGUCUCCACUUCCUUUGGUAUACGUAUGUGAGUGGGCAACCUAAGUAACUGAAGCGACGUGAUAGGAAACGUUGCAACAUUUAUCAUUUGCACACAUCAAACGAGGCAGGCCGCUUCCCUUUGUAUGGAACCCGUGGGAGGGUACUAAUUUGAUUGUAGAGGUGUUUUAAAACGACCGUUAGACGACAUGCGCGGCUUCAAAUCUGUGAAAAAGCAGACGCGUCACAAUACAAGCAUCGCUAAAAACAUAACUGAUCCUAGAUCUGCUGUAGAUGCUAGAGGACGUGGCAGUUUGGCGAAGGAAGGACUGACAGGAAUGCAGCAGCUCUUCUGAAGGCAGCAACAAAUCGGAAGAUCCCAAGAUUCAGGUUUGGUCGUUACAGGUGUUUUGUAGAUUGAAUGUGGAACAAUAAAGAAACUAAAAAACUGGAAA